AGGCUGAGCCGAGCCAGUCACAAACAUUCAAGCAGUGAGAGCUCCAAAGGAGGCGCGCAGCAAGUCUCUGUGAGAAAGCCAUCUCGGUUCCAACCCGUUCCCCUGCUGCCUCUUCCGACUCCCCUGGAAAGGACCAAGGCUGGAGUGGAGAAGGGCAGAGCUGAGCCGCCUGCUUUUCCCGUGUCCCGCCACCAAGCGCCACAGCCCUGCGGAGAGCUGCCCUCCAGGACCUCUGCCCCUAGACACGGGCUAAGAGGAGCAAGAGAGUCGAGGAGAAGAAGAAGCAAGGAAUCAAGGCGCUAUGGAGACGGGAUGGUGCCUGGCGGUCCUCCUUCUGGCCUGGAGCGUUGUGACAGCAGGAGCGAGCCCAGUGGAUGACCCAGGCUGCACCCUUCAACCAGUCAGGAAUGACCAACGGGUCAAAAUGCUCUACACAACUAGCAGGGUUACGAGUGGUUGCGUGGGCCGUGGGCCCCGAGACACCAACAUGGAAGUCCAUAUUCUUAACCUGAAGUACAGAGUCUCACAGAUGCCUCUGACCCACUUCAGUGUCAAUAUGUCAGCAGCUAAAGGAGGCCGGAAGGUGGUUUUUGUGGUGAAUUCCAACAAGCACUGCAUUCUGAAUGUAAAUACAAGGGAUCACCGCCUUGCCUUCGUCACGGAUGUGCAUAACCUGACGGUCAUGGGGUUCAAAGAAAUCAACAAAACCGAUUUGCCUUCCUCCAAUGAGGAGCUCCUAAAUUGGGCCAAAGCUUAUUAUGGGGGUGUCAGCACCUUCGUAGAAUUGGAAGAGCCUCGGAAGAUUAGUUUUCAAGUCAACAGAGAGCCCAGCUCCUCCGAGGAAUGUGUACCUGAGAGCUAUUUUGAUGCUGAGCAGUACCUAGAGGCUGAGUUUGACUCUGACAAUACCAAGAGCUGUCUGGAUUCCACUGUACACCCUGGAAGAGAGGCCCACAUCAUGUGGCUCCAGCAGAGGCCUCCAGACUCUGGCACACAGGCUGUGGAUCUGAACAUCAAAGUGACAUGCAGUAAUGGAAAACCGGCUAAGGAGCUGACAACGCUACUAGUGCUUAAAAGCCAUGAGAAGAUGUUUUGGAACAUUGAUCAGAUGCCUGAAUAUGUGAAAUUCAUGGUGUCAGGAAAAUACUCCAUUAAGAAAAUAACCAAGGAGCCAAUUAACGGUACUGUCCUCCCAGACAGCAAAGAAGGCCUAAUCAAAGAAGCCCGUGACAAAGACUUCGCCUUCAUCGCUUCUUACACAGAAAUUCCAGCUGCCAAAAGCAUCACCCUUGAGUUGGUCAGGGACUGUGGUGAAGGAAAGAAAACGGAGGUGACGACAGCACCACACAGGAAGAUUUCAGAGCCAGCCAAGGUGGUUCAAGGGCUGAUACAAAUUUGCCCUCCAUGGAAGUGCACAGAGGACGCCAUUGAGGUAGCGUGGCCCAAGUGGCUCUUGGAGAGGUCACAGAUUGACAUCACUGAGAUGACUUUGGAGGACCCUGCCUGUAGAGCAACUGACAACAUAACGCAUUUUGUCCUAAAAAGCAUCAUAGACGAUUGCUCUACCAACUUAGAAGGGGGCAUUCAUGCCAAAAAUCAGCUGGUCCUGACGCUGGCUUCGCAUCCAGAUAAAAUUAAGGUGCCAUUUCAAUGUGAUCUCCCAGAGAAGCUCUUUCUCCAUCUUUAUCAGACACCCGACUUCAGCUCACCAUCCACCACUGUGGUAGAAGUUAACAAAGUCACCUACGUCCAGGUGUCAUUCCAGGCAGCUGAUGGGAACUCUUCUCUUCGACUCCAGGACUGUUACCUGCAAAUUCCUGACCAAUCAUCCCCACAAAUGCUGAUUCGCAGUGGCAUGCCAAAAAGUUAUUCUGUGGAGAUCUUGAAUUCCCCCAACACAAAGACCAAACGCUUUAGUUUCAUCUACAAGGCUGAAGAACAACAACGUACAACUUUGCCGGCCACACUCUUUUGCCAAGCCGAUCGGGAGAACGAGCAUGAUUCCUAUAAUGCUUCCAUAAAGGUGAUGCUCAAGAAUCCUGCCACUCCAUCUCACGGCCUGGGGAUCGGAACUGUGCUGGGAAUAACUUUUGGUGCCUUUUUAAUCGGAGUCCUGCUCACCGCAGCGCUGUGGUACAUCUACUCUCACACUCGUCCGAUGGCCAAAAUGCAGCCGGUCUCAGCAAACCCCCCCGCCUCGGAGAGCAGCAGCACCAACCACAGCAUCGGCAGCACUCAGAGCACGCCCUGUUCCACCAGCAGCAUGGCAUAGCGACCCCCAAGCUAAGGACUGGGCACAACUGACUCUCGACGCCUCCUUGUGGGCAGUGUCAGAACAGCGGACAAGUUGAACUCCUCUGGGUCAGCCACAGGGAAAAGCUUUUAUGAAAAGAGCUGAAAACAAGCAAAGAGGUUUCAUGGUUCCCCAUCCCCACCCCCACCCAAAGCUCCUAAUACUCAGGGGUGACUCUUUUCAGCUGGCACUUUAAACUAACUCCUUGGACAGCCACCAAGCCAUCCAAGAGAAGCAGAGCAAUCUCACAAGUAAAGACAUCUGGCCCGUACCUCCUGCGGCGUGAGAGUAGCCAGCCUCUGGUUUGCAAGCCUACCCCAGGAGAACCAGUGUCUACCCAGAACCAUACAGUGUGAGGAAGCUGAUCAAUAAACAGAAUGUAGCAUGCCUUUUGUUUUAGAAGCUGGUUGUUUGUUCAAUACCUGUAAUUAAGGGGCUGAGAAAUUUGGGCAAGGAAGCUGUUGGCCCACCAUCAACUUGGGGUCCGGGUGGAGACACUUCUUAAUAGCUUCCAAAAAUAAAAGGGAAGACAGGGAACCAGUUUCUGAACAGGCUUCAGGGAGGCUAACAUUGUUGCUUGAACUACCACCUCUGCCCAUAAUCUCAAAUUGCACACAAGUGCAAAACUGAGAGUCUUACACAUCCACAAGACUCAGUAUAAGAACCUUCCGAGAAAAUGAGGGACAAGUAGAGCCAGUAGAUUCAUCCCACCAUCUUCUGAUGAGGAAGUAGGUGGAGAGAAGAAGUUUGGACCAAGAAGGGAGAGGGGAGGUAGCACUUCCUUUUACCAAAACAAAGGGCAGGGAGUCCGGACCCUUUCUGUUCUGAAAUAUAGAUAUAAUUAUAAAUAGUUAUACAUAGAAUAUGUUUUGUAAUCAUGUAUACAGGGAAAUAAUGCUGUGUCUAAUCACUUAUGGGUAUGUUUUAUGAUAUUGAGAUGUGGGGCAAUUUGUGAAAAUACUUCUGUAACAUUUUGCUGAGCUGAGUGCUUGACCCAAUACAGGUCAGAAAUCAGAAGAAAAGCAGGCCAGUACAUUUAGACUGACAGGCAGAACCUUUAUUGGGCUGUGGUUAGUAGGGAGGACAUCAAACAGGCUUAGCUUCACCAGCACAGGAAGAAGGCUUUGGGUAGGAGGAGCUUUGCACAAAUUGAACUGCAGAGUUAUGAAUGAACAGUUGCCGCAAGGCUGCAGUCAUAAUAGGAACAUUGGAAGCUGCUGUAUACCAGGUCAGACCAGGAACAAUUUAGCUCAGUCUACAAUGACGGGCAGCAGCUCUUCAGGGUUUCAGGCAGGGAUCUCUCCCAGUCCUACCUGGAGAUGCCCGGGGUCGUUCUGCAUGCAAAGCAGGUGCUCUGCCACUCAGUUGUGGGAAUUUAUUGGCCAGUGGAACCUGACCUCAAUAUCCCCCCCCCAAAAAAAUUCACAUUUCUCCAAAUGCAGUCCUCAAGCCCAGUAAUUUGUAGAAAGAGGCAUACAUUAGGGUAGAAAGUGCACUAGAAAGCAUAUUCAGUACUAGGGAAAAUACCGUAACCUACAGAAGUAUAUUCAGUUUUGCAAAAAUGUGUAUAUUUGGAGAAAUUCACACUAAAAUGCUGGUGGGGUUUUCAUGGCCUUUUUUUAAUAUAAAAAAUUGCAAACACGUUGAAAUGUGGAGAACUGAGCUUCAGAGUGGGGUUGUGGGAGGGGGAGCACAGAGAGAAAACAGAAUGGUCAGAUUUGUCCAUCGCAAGUGGUGCCCCUGUUAAAGGCAUGUUCUCUGUCUUAGCAAGCCUCCUGGGCCACAUACACCGAGGACAGCUGCUUAGAGCACAGAAGACAAGCCCAAGAGACAUUGUGAGACCUUCUGCAGGGUGGUCCAAGGAAGCCCCUUCCUCAGCAACCCAGGCAGCAGCAAGGCCAGUUAUUCCACCAAUGAAGGGGUCUAUCUGUGUUUUGGUCUGUAAAUAUUUCUGUGUAGAACAAACCUGUAAGCUCAGUGAUUGUAUAAAUAUAUAUUACAUGUUGAA
Zootoca vivipara (common lizard) is the source of this 4301-nucleotide messenger RNA. RefSeq names its product endoglin (gene ENG). NCBI's taxonomy places the organism in Eukaryota, Metazoa, Chordata, Lepidosauria, Squamata, Lacertidae. The record is from RefSeq and is a predicted model, not a curated record. Gene Ontology annotation, biological process: vasculogenesis.